UGUGUUUUGUACGUACAAAUGUAUAGACGUACCAAGACGACCAUAACAAAGUGUCACGGCGUGACUUAGUCAGACAGCUCGGGUACAGCUCAUCACCGCAGGCUGGUUUCAGACACAGUAAAACCAAUCACGAAAAGGGUCCCAAUCCUCAGCAGGCGUGGUCGUAGAGACACGACGCCAUCAUGAGCUGUUCGCAGGAUUUCCCCUAUACGUCUGUCUUGUAUUCAGAGCUGGGUGGAGAGACAGGAACAAUAGCUAUUACAGUAAUAGCUGGUGUCCUUUCUUUUCUUACACUCAUCAAUUUCCUUGAAGAGGUUUGGUUCUUUUCAAAACAUUAUGACGACAAACAAACCCGACCCAAGAUUCUGUGCCUUUUGGCACUUUAUCCGAUCGUGUCUUGCAAUGCACUGCUGAGCCUUUUGAUCCCAAAAGCCACGCCCAUAGCUGAGUUCUUAAGUGCAUUGUUCCUGUCCUUUUGCGUACUGCAGUUCAUCAGACUUGUGGCCGAUUAUUUUGGCGGCACCAACGCCAUGGUCCAAGCUUUUGAAGGCGAAACAGUAACAUUCCGGACGCCGCCGUGUUGUUGUUGUUGCUGCUGUCUCACCCAAGUUAAACUAACUCGUAAAACGUUGAAGUUCAUAAAGAUCAUCGUACUACAGCUGUCGUUCGUCCGUCCAGGGAUCUUGUACGUGUUGAGCAUUCUCCACAGUGAUGGCCGGUACCAUCUGGAUCAGAGUUCUGAACCAUCACAGAUUUAUCUAUGGUUGAAAGUCAUUUCGACGAUAUCUACUUUGUUUGCUAUAUACGGACUUGUCGUGACAUUCUUCGCAGCAAGGCGGAAGUUGUCGUUGCCCAGGUUUCACCUAAAAGCCGCCACUCUCAAACUCACGCUUCUUGUGUUUGAUAUGCAACUAACCAUCCUCCUAGCCCUGGCUAGAUACGAGAAGAUUACGUGUGAGGGAAGUCGAGGUUCCUUUGUAAGGUCAAUAAGUAUCCACAACUUUAUGCUUAUCAUAGAGGUAUUCCUUAUUGCGGUGUUGGCCCGAUUUGCAUAUAGAUUCACCGAACAGCAAACUGCCGGAAUUGAAACUAAAGAAAUGAAGCAGAUGAAAGUGUAGUAAAGACAUUGAUGGAAAUCACACCAGAAGUCAGACUGACACAACCUUAGGAAUAAAUAUAUCAGGUUAAAUAGCUUUGCAAGAUUAGAUCAUAUUGAUAACAUGACGGGGAAAUAAAGCGUGGUGGUUCCUCUCGCCCUCGAGUUCAUCGGUCUUUUUUCCCUAAUUCGGAUCUUCUCGAGAGAGAAAAAAGUAUGAAGCACCACGCCGGAGUUCCAAGUGAUUGAAGCUGGCGACAACAAUAGCGCGUCAACUUUAUCAUCAUCACUGUUAUCGGAGACAAAAACUUCCCAACAACAAGGGAACGUAUUAUUUCUUAUACUUUCACCAUACUGAAUAGAAUCACUUUUUUGUCGGUCAGUUGCAAGUUGAAAUAUUGUUGUAUAUCCCUGCUACCGUCUUCUGCGUGUGGUCAAAGGGAGGUUACUUGCAGUGACGUCUGCUUAGGCAUGGCUGCUAAGAGAUUCGCUUCGCAUACCACGACAGAAAUUGAAGAGAAAAGGGCAAUACCAAUGACCCUUUGUCAUUUUUACAAAGGUCACACAGCUUCUGUAUACUAUAGUCUACACGCAUGUAUUAAAUCAGUUUUUAAUGUUAGUCUUUUUUCUUUUCUAUUUUACCCCUUUUAUAAACAAUUGAAUAUUUCUUUUCGGUAUUAUGUAUAUAUCCAUUUAGUUAUGAUGCAAACAUGUUUACAUUUGCACAGACCACACUCCUUUAUUACUUUUUACGAGAAUGUUCCCGCCCUUUUUUAAUAAAAGUGUUCACGUGGUGAUAGUUUUAAAUUUGAUUGUUUAUAACCGUAUACAAAAUACCCCUCAUGUAAUAAAAAUACAUAAUUGUUAUUUUAAAUAACUCAUUCUUAAAUACCUAUUGUGUGUAAAAAAAUAAUACGUUCAGUCUUUAUUUUUCAAUUUUUAUACAGAUAGAAGAAAAAACAUAUAUUAAAUUGUUAUUGUUAAGUUUAUUGACGUUGUUCAAUCAAUUGAUUCGGUUUUUGUUUUUUUCUUUUGUCGACAAAUUAACUAUGUAUUAUCACAGUGUUACAAUAUUGACACUAAAGCGUACGCGUUAAGUAGGCGACGGAGAGACAGGUGUGCCAUAUUUGUACAAGAAUGUACAAAUCCCCUAAUAUGCAACACGUUUUGUGUUUGAUUGAAGAAGUAUUUAAUGUAUCAAAGUAAAGUUUUACAUAUAACACAUAUAUUCGACGAACAAUAGAAAAAUGAAUAACACAUAUUUCGCUUAUUAAUUAAAAUAGCUCAAAAUCAUCUUUUACCCUCGAUCUGAUUAAAAUCAUCUGUUACAUGGUUCAGACGUAGUACGAAGUUAACGGGGCCUAACAGCUGAUUUUAAUCAGAUUGCAUUUGCCCGCUGCUAGAUUUGUUCUCAUAAUUUAACUUUUUAACUUCGAUAUAAGAUAUUCUAAACCGUUCUGUUGGGAGUUGGACAUGAUACAUUAAGUGGCAUUAAUAAAGAAUCACACAUUUAUAUGGACUCAAAUGAUCACUCGAACUAACCGAGAAGAUUUGGACAAUGGAAUAAUAUGUUGAACGGGGAUAUUAAAAAACCCAAUUGCGUAGCAAAGGAUACGAUAUUCAUUUGGAUUCGUAACAUCGAAGUUUGGUUGUAUACAUGAUUUAUUACACUCGAUGUGUUGUCAAUUUUGCUUUUGAAAACUUACUGUUUUGUUACCGUUUAUUGAUGCAGAUUGUGACUAAUGAAACACUCGUGUACGUUUUUGGUGUCAAGUCCUCAUCGGAUACCCACGAAGUGUAGUACAGUCUACAGCGUAUCCAACGAUCGAUGGGUGCCAAUGUAAACAAUGUAAAUAAAUAGACUGUAUAAACUAUAACAAAAAAUCCUAACUGUUAGUGGAAUUUAAUGUAUAAACGCUUUAUAGAUAUAUUUUCUUUUUCAUAAUUUCGGAUUACAAAUAAAACUGCUUCUUUCCCUUACCAAUACAUUAUUUUUGUUGCAGAAAAUGUGACCUGUUCACAAUUUUUCCAUAUCUUCAAUGGUGCAUAAAUAAUAGAUACAGAAUAGUAAUGUUAAAAAAAGUUUUAUUUUGUUUGUUCUAACUUCAACAAUUUACAAACAAAAUGUAUAUUACAUUUAUUAUGUCAUGUUUCUUUCUUAUUCAUUUUUAUGAAUAUUGCAAUAUGUAAUUAUAACUGUAGUCUGUAAAUAUUUCCUGCGUUAGAUUCCGUUCUAUCGCGGUUUUUAAUGUAAAACAUAUUUUAACGACACAAAUUUGUUCAAAAUUGACGUUAAGGAUUUCAAAAGCCAAAACUGCAAUAUGCUAUUUUGUUUUGUAUUCAAAUUAUCUAUGUUUCUUCGCAUUCAAAUAUAUAUUUGUUCUAUUGUAGUUAACAUGUGCUAUACUUAGCUUGUUGUAGAUAAGCGUAACUGCCUUCCUGAAAUUGCAACAUGUGCUUAUUUACCAGAGGCUUUUUGUACGCAUAAGAAUGAUAAAAGUAAUUAAAGCAUUUUCUUCA
Mizuhopecten yessoensis (Yesso scallop) is the source of this 3616-nucleotide messenger RNA. RefSeq names its product organic solute transporter subunit alpha-like. Lineage: Eukaryota; Metazoa; Mollusca; Bivalvia; Pectinida; Pectinidae. The record is from RefSeq and is a predicted model, not a curated record. Gene Ontology annotation, molecular function: transporter activity. The transcript is spliced from 9 exons. Gene Ontology annotation, biological process: transport. Bases 183 to 1118 code for a protein of 311 amino acids.